Molecule: messenger RNA, 4283 nt
Organism: Eimeria necatrix
Lineage: Eukaryota; Apicomplexa; Conoidasida; Eucoccidiorida; Eimeriidae
Exons: 1
Source: RefSeq, a predicted model, not a curated record
AUGAAGCUUCCUUCCACGCGCAACACAGCUGCAGCAGCAACCCUGCAGCAGCAGCAGCAGCAGCAGCAGCAGCAGCGGCGGCAGCAGCAGCAGCAGCUGCUGCAGCUGCGACGGAGGCCGCAGCAGCAAGGGAAGGAGCGGCAGCAGCAGCAGCAGCGCUUGACGCCCCGCCCGCAGCAGCAGCAGCAACAGUAUCUGCUGCUGCUGCUGCUGCUGCUGCUGCUGCUGCCGAGUGCAUGUGGGGCUGAUGUCUUUUCCCUCGGCCCUAAGGUCGCCAGCGAGGUGUACGUACACCCUGGCUCCGAUGGAAACAAAGUGUGGGGUUCUGCUGCUGCAGAUGACUCCAGCCCAAAUAACGCAGCAGCAGCAGCAGCAGCAGCAGCAGCAGCAGCAGCAGCAGAGGACGUCCCUGCAGCAGCAGGAAGCAGGCGCAGGCCGCUGCGGCAGCCAGUGUGGCGCGCAGGUCGAGGUUCUUUUGCUGCAGUUGCUGCUGCUGUUGCUGCUGCUGCAGUUGCUUAUUUGCUGCUGCUGUGCGCCCGCCUCAGCUGGAGAGACACAGAGACAAGUUCCCGAAUGGAAUUCCAUUCUUUCCGCAGAAGAUUAGCUGCUGCCAGCAGCAGCAGCAAACCCAGCAGCAGCAGCAAACCCAGCAGCAGCAGCAAACCCAGCAGCAGCAGCAACAACAGAAGGAGACGCCGCCGCGGCUGCGCAGCAAACAGCAGCAGCAGCAGCAGCAACAUCAAAGGCCGCCGCAGCAGCAGCAGCAGCAGCAUCGGGCAGCAGCAGGAGGCCGCUGCGCAGCAGUCCUCGCCCCGCUCCGCCUCCUACGCAGAAGCAGCAGCAGCAGCAGCAGCAGCAGCAGCAGGAGACUCCCUGUCUCCUCCAGCAGCAGCAGCAAAAGGAGACAAAGCAGAAUUCUUUUCUCUUUCAGUUCGCUCAGCUCCCCCCCUUUCGCUGCUGCUGGCUGUGGCCCCCCCGGCCUUCGGCAGCAGCAGCAGCAGCAGCAGCAGCAGCAGGAAGAAGAAGAAGCGGAAGGGCCAGCAGCGGCACAGCGGCGACCCUGCAGCAGCAGCAGCAAAGCCAGCAGCAGCAAAGCCAGCAGCAGCACGGCCAGCAGCAGCACGGCCAGCAGCAGCAAGGCCAGCAGCAACUGCCGAAGAGGAAACAGAGCCAGAAGAUGAAGUCGAGACCCCUGCUGCAGCAGCAGCAGCAGCAGCAGCAGCAGCAGGAAAGCAGCCAGCAGCAGCAGCAGCAGGAAAGCAGCCAGCAGCAGCAGCAGCAGGAAAGCAGCCCGCAGCAGCAGCAGGAAGGCUGGCGUCCGCAGCGAAGCCUCCGGCAGCAGCUCGGCUGGCAGCAGCAGCAGCAGCAGCAGCAGCUCUUGGCGAAGCAGCAGCAAAAUGGAAUUCCCCAGCAGCAGGAACUCUGGGGGGCGCUGCCGCCGGAGCAGCAAAAACUGGGAAAGGCGAAGCAGCAGCAGCAGCAGCAGCAGCAGCAGCAGCAGCAGAGUUCUCUGAAGCCGUCGCGAGCUUCUCGGGGCUCACCUUGACUCCUCCGAGAGACAAGGCAGCAGCAGCAGCAGCAGCAGCAGCAGCAGCAGCAGCGUCUGCAGCAGCAGCAGCAGCAAGUCCCAAGUCCGUGCCCAAGGGAAGCAGCCUGUCGGCAGCAGCAGCACGACGUGCCGCAUCUCCCGCAGCAGCAGCGCCGUCUGCUGCUGCUGCUGCUGCUGCUGCUGCCAUUGCUGCUGCCGCUGCGGCAGCAGCAGCAGCAAGAGGAUCAGCAGCAGAUUCCCCCCGCGGGGGGCCCCCCUUCCAGGGGGCCCUCCCAGGGGCCCCCCCCUCAGAGAGCCCCCUGGCCAGGGGCCCCCUGGAGGGGGGCCCCCUGAAGAGGGGCCCCCUGGGCAGUACCUCCUUGGAGGGGCCCCCCCUGGCCAAGGGCCCCCUGGCCGGGGGCCCCCUGAUCAAGGAGGGCCUAUUGGGGGGCCCCUUGAACAAGGGGCCCCUGGCUGGGGGCCCCCAGACCAAGGGGCCCCUGGCUGGGGGCCCCCAGAACAAGGGGCCCCUGGCCGGGGGCCCCCAGAACAAGGGGCCCCUGGCCGGGGGCCCCCUGCCCGGGGGUUUCCUGAUCAAGGGGCCCCUGGGUGGGGGCCUCCCGGCGGGGGCCCCUCUGGGUGGGGGCCCCCUCACCGAGGGCCCCUUGAACAAGGGGCCCCUGGCCGGGGGUGCCCUUGGGGGGGGCCCCCUGCCUGGGGGCCCCCUGCCUGGGGGCCCCCUGCUGGGGGGCCCCCUGCCGGGGGGCCCCCUGCCGGGGGGCCCCCUGCCUGGGGGCCCCCUGCCUGGGGGCCCCCUGCCUGGGGGCCCCCUGCCUGGGGGCCCCCUGGCUGGAAGCUCGUUGAACAAGGGUUCCCUGGGUGGGGUCCCCCUUGCCGGGGGCCCCCUUGCCGGGGGCCCUCUUGCUGGGGACACCUUAAAGAAGGGACCUCUGGGUGGGGGCCCCCUGGCAGGGGCCCCCGUGGGUGAGGGGCCCCUGGCCGGGGGUCCCCUGGGUGGGGGCCUCUUGGGUGGGGGCCCCCUGGGUGGGGGCCCCCUGGGUGGGGGCCUCCUGGCCGGGGGCCUCUUAAACAAGGGCCCCCUGCCCCUGGAUGGGGGGCCCCUGGCCGGGGGCCCCCUUGCCGGGGGCCCCUUAAACAAGGGCCCCCUGGAUGGGGGCCCCCUGGGUGGGGGCCCCUUGAAGAACGAACCCCUGGGUGGGGGCCCCCUGGGUGGGGGCCCCCUGGGUGGAAGCCUCCUGGGUGGGGGCCCCCUGGGUGGGGGCUCAUUGGCUAUGGGCCCCCUGGGGGGGGGCCCCCUGGGGGGGGCCCCCCUGGAUAGGGGCCCCCUGGCGGGGGACCCCUUGAACAAGGGCCCGCUGAGUGGGGGCCCCCUGGCAGGGGGCCUCUUGAACAAGGACCCCCUGGGUGGGGCCCCGCUGCCGGGGGGCCCCCUGCCUGGGGGCCCCCUGCCUGGGGGCCCCCUGCCUGGUGGCCUCCUGCCUGGGGGCCCCCUGCCUGGGGGCCCCCUGCCUGUUGGCCCUCCUCCUGGGGGCCCCCUGCCUGGGGGCCCCCUGCCUAUUGGUCCUCCUCCGGGGGGCCCCCUGCCUGGGGGCCCCCUGCCUGUGGGCCCUCCUCCUGGAGGCCCCCUGCCUGGGGGCCCCCUGCCUGUUGGCCCUCCUCCUGGGGGCCCCCUGCCUGGGGGCCCCCUGCCUGGGGGGCCCCUUCUUGGGGGCCCCCUGCCUGGUGGCGCCCUGCCUGGGGGCCCCCUGCCUGGGGGCCCCCUGCCUGGGGCCCCCCUGGGUGGUGUCCCCCUGGGGGGGAGCUCCUUGGCUAAGGGCCCCCUGGAUGGGGGCCCCCUGGGUGGGGGCCCGUUGAAGAAGGGUCUUCUAGAUGGGGGCCCCCUGGCCGGGGGCCCCCUGGAUGGGGGCCCCCUUGUUGGGGGCCCGUUGAAGAAGGGUCUCCUAGAUGGGGGCCCCCUGGCCGGGGGCCCCUUGAACAAGGGCCCCCUGGAUGGGGGCGCCCUGACUGGGGGCCCCUUCAACGAGGGGCCCCUGGGUGGAAGCCUCCUGGGUGGGGGUUCCUUGACUAAGGGCCCCCUGGGUGGGGCCCCCCUGGGUGGGGCCCCCCUGGGUGGGGCCCCCCUGGGAGGGGGCCCCCUGGGAGGGGGCCCCCUGGGAGGGGCCCCCCUGAACAAGGAUGGGCUGGGUGGGGGCCCGCUGGUUCGGGCCCCGCUGGGUGGGGGCCCCCUGGGGGGGAACUCCCUUUGCGGGGGCCCCUUGAACAAGGGGCCCCUGGGAGGGGGCCCCCUGGGAGGGGGCCCCCUUGGAGGGGGCCCCCUGGGAGGGGGCCCCCUGGCAGUGGGGCCCCCCCCCGGCUUCCCGCCGGGGGGGUUGCCCGCUGCGGAGAUCCCCCCAGCGAAGGGCCUCUUCGGGGGGGGCCCCCUGGGGCCCCCACCCCCUCCCGGGGGCCCCCCUCGGGUGGGUACUUUGGAGAGGGGCCCCCCUGGGGUGGGUACUUUGGAGAGGGGCCCCCCUGGGGUGGGUACUCUGGAGAGGGGCCCCUCUGGGCUGGGUACUUUGGAGAGGGGCCCCCCUGGGGUGGGUACUUUGGAGAGGGGCCCCCUGUUGGCCUCCGCGGAGGCCCCCGCGAGGGCCCCCCCGGCUGCGCCGCCGGCGGGGCCCCCCCCGCAGGGGGCCUUAGUGGGGGCCCCCCCGGCCCCCGCCCCCGCGGGGGCCCCCCCGGGCGCCCCGCGGGG